This is a messenger RNA of Rhodotorula toruloides NP11, 846 nucleotides long. RefSeq names its product integral membrane protein SYS1-like protein. The transcript is spliced from 3 exons. Bases 1 to 846 code for a protein of 281 amino acids. Gene Ontology annotation, cellular component: Golgi membrane; trans-Golgi network. NCBI's taxonomy places the organism in Eukaryota, Fungi, Basidiomycota, Microbotryomycetes, Sporidiobolales, Sporidiobolaceae. Gene Ontology annotation, biological process: protein localization to Golgi apparatus; Golgi to endosome transport; Golgi to plasma membrane protein transport. The record is from RefSeq and is a predicted model, not a curated record.
AUGCCGCCUGCCGCUCGACUAAACUUCCCGGCAUCGCUACGGAGCCCAAGCAUGACGGUGGCCACGACAGCCGCGCCUCAGCGGUUUCGGGUGCAAGGCUGGGACCCCGUUUUGAUCGUUUCUCAGAUCGUCUCCCUACAAGCCCUCCACUACCUCGUCCUCUCGCUCGUCCUCCCCGCCCUCCUCACCAUCUUCUCGUCGUCCGACUUGCUCCAGUACGAAGGCGGCGGCACGUCUAUCGCGCUCGCGAUGGACUGGCGGGCCUUCACGGGGUCGACCGUGUCGGGACUCGCUGCCUCUCGAAGACUAGGCACAGGACUGGUCUCGCUCGACGCGGCGAGGGAUGCGGCGGCGGGGUGGACGGGCGCAGCGGCGGCAGCGGGCAAGCUGGAUGCGGCGAGUCUGUCGCAUGGCGUUGUGCGCGUGCUGGAGUACGAUGCGCUGCGAGGGUGGGCGGUAGCGCUAGGCUGGGUCAUCGCCUCGAUGUCCGACAUCUUCUUCCUCUACCACAUCGUCCGACGACCAACCCACAUCCUCGACUUCUCCCUCACCCUCAUCUUCGUCCACCUCAUCCUGACGAUCUACUACUCCUCCUCCUUCCCGACCUCCUUCUUCUUCUGGUUCGUCGUCGGCGCAUCUUCCGUCGCACAAAUUGUCCUGGCGGAACAACUCUGCGUCAAGCGGGAGAUGCGGGACGGGUUCUCGCUGGGCGACGUGACCCCUCAUCUUGGUGGAGUCGAGAUGACGCCGCGCUUCCCAGAUCUCGAGCUUGGACAGGCGUCGGGCCAUAGUAGCAAGCAGAGCGUGUCAUACGCGAGGGUCCCAAACGAGGAGGAUCAGGUGUAG